CUUAUCCUCUUCACGCCGGCCAAAUGCAAAUGUGCGAACUCCCGGCGUCUGGGCCUUGACGCCGAGCGGCCGCACAUUUGCGUGCAAUUAAGAAAAACAUAUGUGCUGAGAGCGCGCACCCUGCUCAUUCCCAGCACACAUGUCCGGUAUUCACGGCAAGGUCCCGAUCUCCUCUUACGAUUGGGACCUUUCCCAAUCAUGACCUUAAAACCUCGCCACACCUCCUUGCUUCUGAAACCCUUAAAGGGCCAGGAGGCGCCGGCGCCA
Messenger RNA from Staurois parvus, 267 nucleotides. The record is from the annotation of a GenBank genome assembly. Lineage: Eukaryota; Metazoa; Chordata; Amphibia; Anura; Ranidae.